AUGGUUCUGUGCUCGGCGGACGCCUUUGUCCUUCUCGUCGUCCCCUUCAUCCACGGCUCCAGGCCAGGUCCAGGGGCUCAAUCUCUACGCGGGAGAUCCCGUGGUUCUCAGUUCGGUGGAUGCGGGGAGUACAAUGAUUUCUUUGUCUACAGGGCAGGUCCAGGGGCACCUUCUCUCUCCCUUCUCCCUGGCGUCGACUCCUACCGCUCUCCCGACUACGUCACGCUGGCCGGCGUUGUGCCCCUCGGCGGCGCCGAUCUCAACAGCAAAGACUACACCGUGGUCUUUCCCUCGCUAUCAAAAUUUCGCUCGCGAUACACCAACGACUCUACUAGGAAGGAGUACGACCUCUACGUGUAUCGCUCUGAUAUCUCUGACUGGCAGUGGCACAACAUGGUGUCCAAGAAGAACAAUUCCGAGGUAAUUAUGCAGCACGAAGGCACCCGCGUGACCUUUGCCGGAAGGGGAACACUCGGCUGGGUCAAUCAUUGGCAUGGAAUUCUUCUAUGCAACGUGCUCGACCAGUAUCCGGUUAUGCGUUUGAUUGAAUGGCCUGUUCCAUUGCCUUGCGAUCUGGUGUUGCGGUUUGGCAUGGGAGUCGACAAUAUCUACGCACGGCCGUUCCGUGAUGUCACUAUAAGCAAUGGCGUGAUCAGGUUCGUCGAGCUGAAAUCUUGUCGGUGUAGCGAUACCCGUAAUGAGAAAGGGGUCAUUGGCCAAGGUUGGACGGUCACCACAUGGAACAGGGAGAUCUCCUCAAAUAAGUGGCAAAAGAGGUUCACUGUCAAGGCUGAUGACGUGCCUGUCACAGGUUCAAGUUACCCUAAGGUAUCGGGUGACAAGAGGUUGAGCUGGGACAAAAUGGUUCAUGGUGGGCCCACUCUGAGCUUGUAUGACGACGAUGUUGUCUACAUCAUGGCUAGACUAGACAUCCGCCACCCAGUUGCAUGGAUGCUUGCCAUUAACAUUAAAGAGAGAACACUGGAAGCGGUCAAGCAGUGUUCUGCUGAAAAGAUGCUUGGUCUUGAACCGACUUAUGUUCAGUGUGCCUUAUCCAACUACCUCAUGUAG
Messenger RNA from Triticum turgidum subsp. durum (durum wheat), 1071 nucleotides. NCBI's taxonomy places the organism in Eukaryota, Viridiplantae, Streptophyta, Magnoliopsida, Poales, Poaceae. The record is from the annotation of a GenBank genome assembly.